Molecule: messenger RNA, 1526 nt
Organism: Cryptomeria japonica (Japanese cedar)
Lineage: Eukaryota; Viridiplantae; Streptophyta; Pinopsida; Cupressales; Cupressaceae
Exons: 2
Coding region: 1-954 (317 amino acids)
Source: RefSeq, a predicted model, not a curated record
AUGGGAGAAGCGGACAAAAAGAAAAUAUAUAUGCGUGUUUCUUUCUAUAUACUUUCUCGGUGUGUGCGGUUGCGUACUUUAAGCAGAGGCAGUCAGGGUUAUGAUAAACAGGGGGGAACUGAGCGGUUGGGUCAUAUGGUUUGGGGGGGGGUGCUUUUCUGCGUUUUCGCUGUCUCGAUCGAAAGCCAGAAGGCAAUAAGCACAGGACAGGUCUGGAAAACAUUUUUAAGAAAUAAACAUUGGAUUGCAAUCAGGAGUUUGGAGAAGAAGCCUAGUAAAGAAAACCCAUUUACCCAAUGUUAUGAAAUUAGAUCUGUUAAUUUGCAACAUCUUGUGUUUGAAUCUCCAGGACCUUUGAUUUCAGUCUCAGAUCUGCCCAUGGAGAAAUACAUGCACCAAACCCCGCCUCAGCCGCGACACCAGCAAAAGGAAUUGUCAGAUUGUAGAAGACGAAAACCCUUUGUGGAAGACGACAGGCAAAGAAGCAUACCAAUCAAGAAGAUGAGGCUCCACAAAGACACACGGCAUCUUAUCUAUAAUGACAGUUCAAUCUCCAUCUUUUCCCAGGAGCACAGAUCUGCCAGGACAAGCCGAUCACCAUCGCCAGGGUUCGAUCCGCUCGCCGUCGCCUCCAAUGCACACAAAAUCUCCCUGUCCAGUUCGCCGCCCUCGCGGGCCAAAGGGGUUAACAGGCGGCUGGCCUGUUUUAUGGCGAGGGAAUACCUCUCACGCGGGACACUGCUGGGGAAACCAUGGCCGCCGCAGGAUUCGAACAUGAGACCUCAGGAAAACGCUACAGCACAGCCGAAGAAGAAUCUUCAAGGAGACAAAGCUGCCAGUGAAAGGGAAGCGCUCUACUAUACUCUCACCACAGAUUUCCUCCGCUCAGAUGAUAUUCACAUUCCCGGUAUUUAUAAUCCUUCACAGAUGGCUGCUUGGCUCGGAUUGAUUUGAUACCAGUCUGCUCAGACCCUAGAAUGAAAAGUCCAAAAGAUGGCUGUGCUAUUUUGUGGUAUAAGCCCCCUUUACAAUUGCUAUUGUCUUCGCAUCGUAAAGGUGAAACUUCCUUAUAUUUUCUUUUGCAGGUUAUCUGUUGCGACACAAAAAUUUCUGUAUAAGAAGGUUUCGACUCUCACGCAGCUGACAGAUUCAGAAUGUAUGAAUACGUUUUAUGGGGGCGGUAUUUUAUGGCUAGACUAAUACCUGCAGAGUGUUUGGAGUCUGCAGAUUGAAAGUAAUAUACAGAUUAAGUGUAAAAGAGGUUUUUUCUUUCUUUUACGUUACGGAAGGCAAUUCGUAGGUGUCUUUUUAUUUACGGCAGGAUACAGGUUCGAAUCCGGAAAGCUGCUGUUAUAAAGCUUCCCUUGUACGAAACCCUCAGCCAGGAAACACUCGGCGUAGUCCACUGGUUGAGUUAAUUUUCACUGUUGUUGUUUUGUUCGUCAUUUGACGGGAUUUUGAAGUUAAUUUAAGGCAGUAAUUGUUGUUUCCUUCUUUCAUGCAUCAAUCAUCUUGUCAUGUUACAC